AUGAAGAUCCUCCUGCUGCAGCAAUUGAGCCUGUCUUUGAAUCCUCUCGGCUUCUUGCUGCUGCAGGCAGGAGAGCCUCUUGAUACUGCAAUUGAGCCUGUCUUUGGAUCCUCUCAGCUUCUUGUUGCUGCAGCUGAAUUUGAUGUUGUCGAAAUUCCUCCUGUGCUUGCCUUUGAAGCAAGUUCAGGCAGUCCAUCCAAAGGUGGUGCAGGAUUAGGCGCAAAUUGUGAGGACCAACUGCGCCCUCAUAAUGAAUGGCACCAUAUACAGGAGGAGCAGGAGCAGGUUGAGCGGGUUCAUUAUGCACCUGAGGUACCUGCAUGGGCUGUAACCCAGCUGCCAUUAACUCUGCCUGUGCCUGCUCUCUUAUCUCCUCUCUGUCCUGUUGCCGACGACGAUUCCGUUGACAGUGUCUAUCAUUAUGAGCUGCAUUCAUCUGCUCAUUCAAACAUGCAUUAUAAUCAACAGGAGGGUGCUGAUGAGCACAUUGCACAUGUGCAAUUGCAUUCCUUGGCAAGCCAGGAUAUUGACCAACUGGUAGCGGUUCAUAUGGAAAGUGAGCAGGAGGCUGCCAUGCAAAAGGUCGCGGAACAGGCCCUGCUUGAGGUUCAUUAG
This is a messenger RNA of Suillus bovinus, 615 nucleotides long. RefSeq lists its product as uncharacterized. Lineage: Eukaryota; Fungi; Basidiomycota; Agaricomycetes; Boletales; Suillaceae. The transcript has 4 exons. Bases 1 to 615 code for a protein of 204 amino acids. The record is from RefSeq and is a predicted model, not a curated record.